Molecule: messenger RNA, 1479 nt
Organism: Plenodomus lingam JN3
Lineage: Eukaryota; Fungi; Ascomycota; Dothideomycetes; Pleosporales; Leptosphaeriaceae
Source: RefSeq, a predicted model, not a curated record
AUGAGGCCUACCGACAGCGUAACUCUGAACCAGUUUUUUCUCUUUGGAAACUACCGGUACCGGUAUAGGCCAUCCAAUGAUUUACAACAGGGCAUUGAUCAACCUAGUCAGACAAGACGUCCAGUUGCCAUGACUCGCGCGACAGCUUGCCACGAGACUGCCAGGCGGGAUCCGCACCAGCCGAGGCCCAGGCGCGGCGCGACAUUUACCCUUUUGGGGGCGACAUUCGACAUGGCAGACUCUGUGGAUCGAGUCUUUAGCCAUGCGCUCAACACGGUCAACAAGAUACGGACAGGCUCGCAAAAGCCGCCAUCUGCAACGCGACUGCGACUCUACGGACUAUACAAGCAGGCCAUGGAGGGCAAUGUCGAUGGUAUAAUGGAACGGCCAUCAGCCACAGAUGAGACGGAGCAACGAGCACGGGAAAAGUGGGAUGCUUGGAAAGAGCAAAACGGUCUCUCGCGCACCGAAGCCAAGCGACGAUACAUUACGACCCUCAUCGAUACCAUGCACAAGUACGCUUCGCCAUCGCCCGAUAGCAGAGAACUAGUCGCCGAACUCGAGUUCGUAUGGGACCAGGUCAAAUCUAAUGUGCCCUCCUCAUCCUCCUCCUCGCCUGUACAAACACACGACCAAUUGGGUCUGCACAUGUCGCAGGGCUACUCUGAAUCGCCCCAAAUGGGCCAGAGCAGCCGCGCUGCCAUGAACAGACGGCCCAGCAGCAUCCACAACCGCGACAACAACAAUGGUGUUGACGAGCGGCCCCUACGAGUAAAAUCACCAAUGUCGCGAUCCGAAGAAGAACUCGAAGAAGAAGAGGAAGAAGACGCAGAGGCAGAGGCAGAGGCAGAGGCAGAAGCCGAAAUGGACCGCGAGGAAUUCGUCGACGCUCCAGACUCGCAAUACAACCCCACCUCCGAUCAAGACGCAGGCAUACAAACCGACUACCAAAACAUCCUCCGUCGAAAGCAUCAACAACAACCCAAACAACCACCACUACCACCACACCAAAACCCCAGCACCCCCUCCCCCGCCCCCAAAAAGAAAAAUAUCAUCCCCCAACCCAUCCCCCUGCCCAACCUCACCGGCGCCACCCCCACCCCCGCCCCUCCCCCGGAUCCCGCCGCAGACCCAAAAUGGCGCAAGAGAAUCGAAUCUUCUUUGAUGAAGAUGACGGCGGAAAUCGCCGCGCUGCGCGAACAACUCGAAGCGCGACGCCUGUUUGCGCACUCGGCGCACUACCGCCUGUUUCGCUGCUUGUAUCGCUGGGCGUGGGCGGCGGUCAAGCAUUUGGCGGUUGAUGUGCUGGUGUUGGCGUUGGUGCUGGUCUGGGCCAGGAGGAAGGGGGAUGGGCGGUUGGAGGGCGCGGUUAGGGGGCUGGUGGGCGAUGUGUUGGGGGAGGUUAGGAGGGCGUGGGAUGGGGUGAGGGGGAGAGGAGGGACGAAGAGAGCGGGCGGAGCUGGGACUGGGGCUGGGUAG